Molecule: messenger RNA, 1101 nt
Organism: Bacidia gigantensis
Lineage: Eukaryota; Fungi; Ascomycota; Lecanoromycetes; Lecanorales; Ramalinaceae
Exons: 3
Coding region: 1-1101 (366 amino acids)
Biological process (GO): activation of GTPase activity; negative regulation of septation initiation signaling
Cellular component (GO): mitotic spindle pole body
Molecular function (GO): GTPase activator activity
Source: RefSeq, a predicted model, not a curated record
AUGACGAGCUCACCGACUAAGCAGGCAGAACUUCGGCAUUUAGGCUCCCCACGUUCGCCUGGGCGUCUUCGGAAGCUUCAAUCAGCACAUCAGCUCUCGACUCAUUUUGCUUCUGGUACCAAUGGGCCUUCUUUGAUCACUCAGCAGCGCCAACAACAACAACGAAAUGCAAGCAUAUCUCAAAACCCACCGGUCCCCGCAAUACCUCCACAGUAUUCACCACAAAAGUCUGCUAGAACUAGAUCCAAUAGCGAGACCGAUACGUCGGGUCUUCCCAAACCAGUUGCACCCCCGAAGCGUCUCGGUGUUUCUCACAAGGCCCCCACGUUCAAGAGUGACAAGGAAGAGUUGGAAUGGAAGAUUAGACAUGGCCCUCAAGGAAGUCUUUCACAUGCCAGAAAGGAUCUAGGAGAUCUGAUACUGCGUGGGGCGCUUGAGGCAGACCGAGAUGGCAUGGGACAGACACUUGACACAAUCACCCGCAUCCGUAGUCCAGACUUGCCGGCAUCUGACUUAUCUAUUGAUUCGUUGAGCGACAAUAAUCUUACUGUGAGAAGCCUAGCCAAUGGCAGCUCAAUCCCCGGUAUUUACGUUCAGGGCAUGAACGUCUUAUGUGCUCCAUUCCUGUAUGUCGCUCGAAGCGAAGCUGAGGCUUUCGUCCUGUUUCAUGACUUCAUCACACGAGAAUGUCCAGGCUAUAUACGAGGCGCUAUGGACGGUGUCCACAAAGGACUUCAGCUUGUUGAUCGCUGUCUUGAGAUUGCUGACCCUGUCCUCUCAGCUUUUCUGCUUUCGAGAGGGCUAAAAGCAGAAAUCUACGCCUUUGCUUCGGUUCUUACGAUGUGCGCCUCUACUCCGCCGCUACAGCAAGUCCUACGUUUGUGGGACUUCCUGUUUGCAUAUGGCGUACAUCUGAACAUCCUCUGCAUAUGUGUGCAGCUCAUGCGCAGGAAACAUGAGCUAAUGAAUGACAAGAGCCCUGGCAGCUUGCUUCGUACAUUCCCAGAUUUAGACGCCGAAGAUAUCAUCGGGGGAACCGUCAACCUCAUUCAAAAGAUACCAGAUGAUCUCUAUCAGGAUCUUGUCACCCACAUGAAAUGA